CAUCAAGUGGGCGUAACCUGACGGUAGAUAAAAGCUAAAAAAAAACUUUGAUGCAACCUCGACAAUUUUUUUGCGGAAAAUUUUAGUUUUGUUUUUUUAAAUCUCCGUCCCUGAACAUAAAAAAUGUUAGAGCCUUUCAAGUACAUUUUGAAUGCAAGAAGAAUUAUCCUUGCCAGUGGUUCCCCUCGAAGAAAAGAAGUCCUCGACAAUAUUGGUCUUAAAUUUGAGGUCAUUCCAUCUAUUUUUGAAGAAAAUUUAGACCCAGCAAGUUAUCAUGACCCAUCUGAUUUUGUGAUUGAUACUGCAGCUCACAAAGUAGAGGAAGUUUACGAGAGAUUGAAAAAUGACGCUAAGAAGCCGGAUUUAAUUAUUGGCGCAGACACUGUGGUCGUUUUUGAAAGUCAAAUCUACGGAAAGCCAAAGAGUGAAGAUCACGCUUUUGAAAUGCUGAAAAAAUUUUGUGGAAAAUCACAGUUUGUGUACACAGGAAUUGUUUUAAAAACAAACAAAGAAACAGUGAAGUUUUUUGAGAAAUCAGAAGUCACCUUUGGAGAACUGACCGACGAAAUGAUCAAGGCAUACAUAAAAACUGGAGAGCCAAUGGACAAAGCAGGAGGAUAUGGGAUCCAAAGUAUAGGAGGAACGCUUGUGAAGAGUGUGAAUGGCGAUUAUUUUAACAUUGUCGGCUUUCCAGUGUACCACUUUUGCAAACAACUUGUAGGCUUGGUGGAGCGUUCAAAAUUGGAAUAAAAUCAAGAAAAGUGUGGCCCGAGGUAAAUAAACAAUUUUAUUCGUCGACACUAAAUUAUAUUACACAAGCACUGUCUGUUAUGUACAUCCUUGCGUCAAAUGCUCUCUAGUCAGAAAUACAAUUAAAUGCCUCACUUGCUCUGUGCACAACACCUUAAAAUGGAAUGAUAGAGAGCAGUAGGAAUCAUUCUUUCUGUCUCGAUUCUAAACAUUAUUAACACAGAUCAACAGUAAAUUAUUAUUUUAAUUGCUAAAGUACAGAGAGUUACAAGUAUUACAAGUUCAAAUUCCAGCACAUAAUAGUAGGUUGUUUGUCUCUUACGAAUAUAAUUAUAAUUAUGCUGUGUCAAGUCAGUGAAUGUGUGGUGUGGUGUGUGAGUUUGUGAAUGUAUAACAAUCAUAAUGUUGUAUAAUACACACGCUUGAAAAUCAAGUACCAAAAUGCGGCAAUCACAGAAUCUAUAUAAUAUUAUUCAGUAUGACAAUGACACACCGUUCGAAUUGUCACUGUGAACAAAGACAAUAGUAAUGAUUAAUAUCUUAAGCAUGCUUUCUUUGAUAGCUUGGAGAGCACAAUUUUCUGCAAAAC
Neocloeon triangulifer is the source of this 1339-nucleotide messenger RNA. Its product is annotated as probable bifunctional dTTP/UTP pyrophosphatase/methyltransferase protein. The transcript has 5 exons. Gene Ontology annotation, molecular function: nucleoside triphosphate diphosphatase activity. The record is from RefSeq and is a predicted model, not a curated record. Bases 124 to 750 code for a protein of 208 amino acids. NCBI's taxonomy places the organism in Eukaryota, Metazoa, Arthropoda, Insecta, Ephemeroptera, Baetidae.